Molecule: messenger RNA, 2464 nt
Organism: Neurospora crassa OR74A
Lineage: Eukaryota; Fungi; Ascomycota; Sordariomycetes; Sordariales; Sordariaceae
Product: mitochondrial ribosomal protein subunit L23
Exons: 2
Coding region: 189-875 (228 amino acids)
Biological process (GO): mitochondrial translation
Cellular component (GO): ribosome; mitochondrial large ribosomal subunit
Molecular function (GO): structural constituent of ribosome
Source: RefSeq, a predicted model, not a curated record
GAGGCCGCCAGCUGGCGUCGGUCCGGGGGGGAUGCGGAAAAUAUUGUCGAAACCGGGAAUCGCCAAUCUUUCAAUCGGCCGGCUGCUCCAGAUUCUCAGGUGCUGUGAGUACGGAUCCCCGGCGCGAUCUCACUCAUUGACAAGGCGCAUUCCCUCCCGUCCUUCGUAUACCCACCAGAUCCGGCACAAUGGCCUCCGUAGCGAAAACGGGUGCUGAGGCACUGAGGAAUGCCCCCUUUAGGGUGGGCAAGAAGCAGAUCUUCCUGCCAAACCACGUCAUCACGUUCGUCCGCCCGCUGCCCAAGCAGCCGCCUAACCUCGCGACCUUCAUCGUCCCCCUCGAGUUCAACAAGCUCGACCUGCGCGACUACCUCUACCAUGUCUACAACGUCGAGGUGACGGGUGUCCGCUCCUUCGUCAACCAGCGCAUGCACGAGCAGAGACACGGCGAUGUCGGCAACUGGCGCCGCCCCAAGUCGCAAAAGAUGAUGAUCGCCGAGCUGGCCAAGCCGUUCGUCUGGCCCAAGCCGCCCGCUGAGGAUGCCCGCGAAGCAUUCGACUACGCCAUGUGGAAGAAGCAGAAGACGGCGCAGGAGCAAGAUACUAAAUUCCAGGGCAUCAGGGCCCAGGGUGAGGUCGUACCGCCGUCGCAGUUCGAGGUGACCAAGGACCGCAAGGCUAUCAAGGCACGGCAGAGCAAGUUCCUCUCGGGUGAGGAGACAUGGGCGCCCGGAAAGGUCAACGCAUUUCUGAAUUCGAAGAUUGUGCCGGAGGAGGAGGGAUGGUCCGAAGUAGAAGAGAACCUGCCUUUGGAUGAGUCGGCGGAGUCUGCCGCGGAGGAGAGCAGCAGCAAAGGUUCGGAGACUAGGCAAUGAAUAUGAGGGCCAGCCUUCUUGACUGUGUUGCAGCUAUCGCAUUGGGUUCUGGGCUGAGUAGGGAAUGGGUGGGACGAAGGGAAGUGACAGAGCGGGGAAAAUUUAAUCGUUCAUACAAAAAGAAACGAUAAUCUUGGAGCGGAUAGAACUGGCUUGGCGGGAAUCUGAUUGUAUGAUAUAUGACGCACCUGUUGGACGGGACAUUUGCGAUUUUACCGUGUAACAUGUAGGAUACGAUAUAGAAGUAGACCGGGAGCAGCACUAGAAGGCGUUCCGGUUGUCUAUACUGCUUGCCUCAUCGUUCUUUUAAUGGAACGGGCAGCCCUUCUUCUUUUUCUUCUUCUUUUUCCGCAACGAGUUCUACCCAACGACUACGGUGCUGAAAUAGCAGACACUGGUCGCCCCAGCUCCACCACCCUGCCGUCAGGUUCCGGGCAAAAACCUCCAAAGCUUGAUAAUCGGGCGGCAGAAGGUCGGCGAACAAACCUCGUAAAUUGGGUUUCCUGGAAUGGAGGUCCGGCACUGUUACGAUGACCUUGGUCUCUAUAGGGCUUCGUUUCUUGACACCCGGACCGGUUCCACGUUUCCUCGCGAGCAGAAGUCGUUCCCACGGUUUCCUCCAGGCGCAAUCAAGACUCACAAUGGGCUCUCCGCCGGUGGUCACCUUCAGCCAUAUCCACUCGCCGAUCAGUUCGACUUGCCACUCAUCGAAGAUACCCUUUGGGCAUGUGAGAAGCUCGGCGGCUCGCGCCGAGUUCGUAACCCAUACAGCUACGAGACCGUCCUCGGAUAAGUGCGAUGCGACAGGAAUCUGGGAAAGAAGGUCCCUUAUAGAGUCCGCGUCACGCGCCGGUUGGUAGAUGCCCCUUUUCCUCUUUGCGGAUCGGUUAGGCCAGGGCGGAUCCAUGAGGAUCAGAUCAAAUUUCUUGGGCGCCGUCGCGAGAAACUGAGAUCUCCGAGACUCCACCGUGCCAAGCAGGUAAUGAGAUGCCUUUGGAAUGGUGUAAUGGGAGAGGUCUGGCGGCGCCUCACCAGAGGCAUCGUCAAAGCUUUUGGCAUUGUCUGAGACGUUAAAAACCUCUCCGUCAGGACCCCGCUUCCCGUUCCGGUUGACUGCCGUCGUUAGGCGAUUUAUCCUUGGCAGACAUUGACGCGGUAAACACCAUUCUCCGUGAUAGGAAUGCUGAAUGUCUUCCAAGGCCGACUCGGCAGCGGAACGGGCCAUCAGUUUCGCUAUGUGAUCGGAAGCAGAUGGAGCAGCGCUGGCCGGGGAUGAUUGCGAUUUCGACUUGGGCUCCGGAGUCGGAAACGGGGAGGACGGAGGUUCUGCCGAAAUCAGGGUCCGUAGCUUCAGCGGAGUAAGCGCGCCAUCAUCAAGCUCUCUUGGGAGAAGCUGAGCUUCCUCGAUUGAACGAGGCAGAUCCAGCAGGAACACUGUUCGAUUAUCGUUGUGAUAUAGAACAGAUGAGUGAACCAUAGUCACUGAACUGAUCCAGCCUAGAUGGAAUAGAGAUCUGAUCAAACCGGUUGUGCCCGGGCUGGGGGUGAAGGGACCCCAGUUUGUCACUGCACCCCGCAAAAACAGAAGC